UCUCCCUCAACCUGCCUCCUCCUUCCUCCUCUCUCUCUUCACAUUCUCUCUCUAAAACACCCACAUUCUCUGUCUACACCUCCGCCUCCGCCUCUCUCUCCUUUUAGAUCUUUCCACCGCCUUUCAUGGAUCUACAACCCCCACUCACUCCCCCAGUUUCCGCCUCUCAUUCUCUCUCCUAGGUUUAGUCGCCGCCACUCUUUCCACUGUUUUUUUGUAGCUUAAACCAUGCAAUCCCUAGCUCAAUGCGAUGGAGAACCUCGCCGGAAACCUAGAAGCCUCGGGCUACACUUCUCCGGUCACUCUCUCGAGCUCCAAGGAGGCUGCUUUUGACGAUGUUCUGUGUGAAUUUCGACAAUGCGAACUCCAAUUCUGCUUCUGCUGUUUGUUCUCCUCCUGCUCAGCUUGAUUUUCUGCUGCUCAGACCAACCGUUGUCUAUGAAAAAUUUCUCAGUCGAACGCGCAAGGUCAAUGUUGAUGGUUCUUCCAUUUGCUUCAUCAAAACGAUCCAAAGCAUGGGCGGUCAAGCCUUUUACGGGAAUCCUUGCACCUGCACCUUCGCCAAUUCAUCUAGGUCCUAGCAGUCCUCACCCACCACAGCGCAACAAUUAUCGUUAUCAUCAUGUGAGAGUGAAACCCCGUGCUGUUGCUCCAGCUCCAUCAAAUGACCCAGGUUGUGAUCAAAUUUGUGUAGAGCCACUUACCACAUCUCCAUUUGGUUCACCUUGUGGUUGUGUGUUUCCCAUGAAAGUCCAACUUUUACUGGACAUAGCUCCUUAUGCUAUUUUUCCAGUAAUGAGUGAGCUAGAGAUUGAGAUUGCUGAAGGCACGUAUCUGACACAAGGUCAAGUGAAAAUAAUGGGUGCAAGUGCUGAUAGUCAAAAUCAAGGAAGAACAGUGGUGGAUAUUAACUUGGUUCCACUAGGGGAGAAGUUUGAUAAUACCACUGCGAUACUGACAUAUGAUAGAUUUCAGCAUAAGAAAGUGCCUCUGAAUUUGACACUUUUUGGAAACUAUGAAGUGGUAUACAUUAGUUAUCCAGGGCUACCUUCUUCACCGCCAUAUGAGAUUUACAAUGGGCAUGAUCCAGCUGGAAUUGCUGGAGGUCUCCCUAUCACCGCGGAUUUUGGCGGCAAGAACCAGAGGAUGAAUAUUAGAACGAUUGUGAUUAUUGCUCUGUCUGCAUUUGUAGUCCUGGUGGUUCUCCUUGUGGCUAUCUGUAUCUUUGUGAAGGGGAGGAGAGUUGGAAGACCAUCUAACGCAGUCGGUCCUGUAUUCACACCUUCUGUUCACAAAAGAUCUGGUAUCGGGUCUAUCUUAUCAAGUAGUAUUGCAAGCUCCACUUCAGUGUCCCUAAUGUCCACCAUGGCUACCAGUAUUCUCUCUGUCAAAACAUUUCCACUAACUGAGCUUGAGAAAGCAACAAAUAAGUUCAGUUCCCAAAGGGUUUUGGGAGAAGGGGGAUUUGGACGUGUUUACCAUGGAAUUAUGGAAGAUGGGACUGAAGUUGCAGUCAAAGUGCUUACAAGGGAUAAUCAGAAUCAGAAUGGAGACCGUGAAUUUAUUGCAGAAGUUGAGAUGCUAAGCCGUUUGCAUCACCGUAAUCUUGUGAAGUUGAUAGGCAUUUGUAUUGAAGGGCGGACACGCAGUUUGGUAUAUGAGAUUGUUCGCAAUGGAAGUGUUGAAUCUCACUUGCACGGCAUUGACAAGAUAAAUGGGCCCCUUGACUGGGAUGCAAGGAUGAAGAUUGCCCUUGGGGCAGCAAGAGGAUUAGCCUAUCUUCACGAAGAUUCUAAUCCUCGUGUUAUUCACCGAGAUUUUAAGGCUAGUAACGUUUUGCUGGAAGCUGACUUCACACCCAAGGUUUCAGAUUUUGGGUUAGCUAGGGAAGCAACUGAGGGAAGUCAUCACAUCUCUACUAGGGUCAUGGGAACUUUUGGGUAUGUUGCCCCAGAAUAUGCAAUGACAGGGCACCUACUUGUCAAGAGCGAUGUUUAUAGUUAUGGCGUUGUGCUGCUGGAACUCCUUUCUGGAAGAAAACCGGUUGACAUGUCCCACUCUCCGGGACAGGAGAAUUUAGUAACAUGGGCACGACCAUUGCUAACGAGCAGAGAAGGCUUGCAGCAGUUGGUGGAUCCCACCUUAGCUGGAACCUAUGACUUUGACGACAUGGCUAAAGUGGCAGCCAUUGCUUCCAUGUGCGUUCACCCUGAGGUGACCCACAGACCUUUUAUGGGUGAAGUUGUGCAGGCUCUAAAGCUGCUAUACAAUGAUAACGAUGAGACUGGUGGGGACUGUUAUAGUCAAAAGGAGUCUUCCGUCCAGGACUCUGACUUUAAAGGUGAUCUUGCCCCAUCUGAUAGCAGUUGGUGGAAUGCUGGUGGACUCACUCGGAUGAAUUAUGGUCAUGCCUCUUCAUUCAUCUCAAUGGAGUACAGUUCUGGACCACUUGAAGAUAUGGAAAACAGACCGUUUGCAACUUCAAGUUUGGUAGGGGAUGAGAUAUUGUUACCAAUCAGACACGGCAAUAGGUCAGGGCCAUUGAGAACGGUCCGAAGCAAGCCAGCAUUCUACAGAGUAAGAGGAAGUAGGAGCGAGCACGGGGGACUGGUCUCGAAGAAGCGUGCUUGGAACGAUGGCUUCUGGGUUUGAACAAGUUUGUUAACUUAAUUUUUUGAAUUUUGUACAGCUCAAAAAGGACCGAGGCGGCUUUUUAGUUAAGCCGUCGGUGUAGAUUAGGGUUGGAAAAUCCUGCGGAUUCCAUGUUUGGAAGAUGAGAGAGAAAGUGAGGAGAGAGGACUAAUGGGUUCUAAUUUUGGAAUUCUUGAUUCAUUUGCAUACAAGCUCAAGAUGGAUGGAGAAAUGUAAGUUGAAUGUAAGUUCAAUGGCUUAUUGAUUUGACAAUUUUACCCUCGUUUGUAUUUGUUGGGCUGAAAUUCAUCUCCUACUUGUAGCCAGAUAUAACUUAUCUGAUUCAGAUUGACACUUUCCGCUGAUGAUUGUCAGCUUCUGUUAAUUUGUACGGACGAAGUAUAUGGAGAUUAAGGUCUUCAAGCUGCCUA
Pyrus x bretschneideri (Chinese white pear) is the source of this 3062-nucleotide messenger RNA. RefSeq names its product receptor-like serine/threonine-protein kinase ALE2. Lineage: Eukaryota; Viridiplantae; Streptophyta; Magnoliopsida; Rosales; Rosaceae. The record is from RefSeq and is a predicted model, not a curated record. Gene Ontology annotation, biological process: protein phosphorylation. Gene Ontology annotation, molecular function: protein kinase activity; ATP binding.